Megalops cyprinoides (Indo-Pacific tarpon) is the source of this 4821-nucleotide messenger RNA. Its product is annotated as leucine-rich repeat and fibronectin type-III domain-containing protein 4-like. The transcript is spliced from 3 exons. Gene Ontology annotation, molecular function: protein binding. Bases 2092 to 4731 code for a protein of 879 amino acids. NCBI's taxonomy places the organism in Eukaryota, Metazoa, Chordata, Actinopteri, Elopiformes, Megalopidae. The record is from RefSeq and is a predicted model, not a curated record.
UGGUGAAGCAGACACAUUGCAGUCACACUCUUGCGCUCGCUGCACCAAACCUACAAAUCACAGACUCUGUGGGCGCAGGGCAAGAGAGGAGGGAAAGAGCUGAAUGACAGAGAAGCGAAUGAGUGGGGACAAAGCAAGCGGCGGAACUGCCGAGACCAGCGUGGACCCGUUUCGGCGAGUCGCUUAACAUCUCCGGCUGAUUAUUCUUCCUCCUCCUCCCAGCCCCGCGUCUCUUCUCCCCCCCCUCCCUCACCUGAUGGGUCCCCAUGCAGAGCCACUCUCCGUCUGACUGAAAUGAACAGAGUGAAAGCCAACAGCUGCUGGAGAAAGGAUGCAGAAGAUCCUCUCAAUGCUGAGGGGAAACUAGACCAAACAGCUGGGAGAAGAGGGGGGAGCGAAGAGGGGAGGGGGGGCAGCGACCGUUUGGGAAAGCCGCUGCUCUCAGUGGAGGACGUAACGCGGAUGGAAAAAUAGGUUCGUGGGCUUUUCCUCUACUCUACCGCGCUUUUUCUGUGAAGGACAGAGGUAGAGAGGAGAGAGAGAGAGGAGGGGAGGGAGCGAACUCGGCGCACAGGAGCGAACAGAUGAGGAGGAAGACAGAAUGAUAGAAACAUAUUGCCGGGGUGGAUGACGAAAGAAGGGAAAAAAAAAAAAAAAAAACCUACUGUUUUUGAGCCAGCGAGGCUGUAACCAUAUUGCAGGUUCCUGCUGCCGGGCGAUUUGCCCGUUCAGAGAUGCAGAGUCUGUCGUCUUUUUAUCAUGCUGCCGGGAGCCCCUUGGAGGCGCCAGAGCUGGACCGGUCGGCGUAGCCGCGCGUGUUGACGGGAAGAAUCAAUUGAUGUGAGGCCCUUCGAGAGGACAGCCAACUUCAGCAAGUGUCGCUGCCCUGCAUCGAUCGGCGGAUCGAAGCAGACGCGUUUUAUAAACAUUAGCGUCGGAGGGGUUCAGGGUCCAGCGCGGCGCAGCGAUUAGAGAGCCUUUGCUGCUCCUAAUCAGGGAGCUGCAGGUUUGAAUCCCAGGUGGGGCACUGCCGUCGCACCCUCGAGCAAGGCAGUUAACCAGAGCUGCUUCGGUAAACAGCUGGCUGUGUCACUGGAAAAACAUUGAGACCGAAUCUCUGCGCUGAACAAACAGUCUGGUCCGCCGGGCACAACGCGUUCAGAGGAGUUUGCUUUUCGCUGCGAUUUUAAAACCAAACUGCUGAUCAGAACCGAUUUUUUUUUUGCUACACACCUGUUCUGGGAUCCAAAAAAAACUGUACCCACACCUUUCUGCUCCACGCACCCCCCCCCUCCCCAGCUGUACUUUCACCCCUCCUGGGGACCUCUGUAUUUGAGGUGUCAGCAGCGCCCUGAGAGGCAAAAAGGCAUGAAAGUAGAGGAGGGGGCGGGCGAGCCAGAGCGCGGGAUUGAUCUGCAAGAAAGGGGAGCCUCGAGUCCGAGAUGCAUCCCUAAAUAAGAGAGCUAUAUAUGAUACAGCGUCAGCCGGCAGGAGCGAGGGGCAGAGAAAGACUGACAUCGAUCCGGGAGAUAAAAGCACAGGAGGGCGAUCCGAGGAGGAGAAAGAGGGAUGAGGAGCAGAAAGAAGGGAGAUAACCAAGGACAAAUUAUCCUUUCCCUGCGCUGGGCUGCGACGGGUUCAAAUAUUAACUGCUGUCGCCAGCUCUUACAUCUUGUUUUCUCUCCUUUUCACUGAAUGGGAUUACGGAGGAAGGACCCCCUCCACACCGCUGUGAAACACGAAACCACCGUCUCUCCGCUGAAGGCUGCAUGUUGUCCUCUUAUGCAACAUUUCCCAUUUGGGUAUGAACACAGCAGUAUAAAAGAAAAAGAAAAGAAAAAAAUACAUUUGACAUUUUGUCCCUCUCUGCUGGAGGAAGCCAUGGCCAUCACUCAUAUAUGAAUACAUCUGAGAUUUCUGUGGAUGUUGUGAGCCCACCCCCUCCCUCCCACUGCUGCUAAAGCACGCCAGCUGCACCCAGGAGAGAAGGUGAUCCAGCAUCUGCCCCCAGAGUAAAGCACUGCCAUGUGGACCUGAUACACAGCUUACCCCAGCUAGGACACACAAGGUCUGUGGAUAACCAGGGCUACCAUGCCAAACCCCCCACCCCCAACCUCACCCCAUGCCCUCACACUUCAAAACCCUUCCAAAAAAUCACCAUGCAUCGCCUCCUUCCUGGAUCUUUCAUCCGUGAGUGUCCACCCGCCCAAACGUCUUCCGGUCUCUGUCUCCCCAAGGUUGACCUAUCCCUCUGCUAGGCCCCUGCACUCCUUGCUCUGGCUGGCCCUGUUGGUUUGGGGGGUGCCAGGAGUGAGGGCGGGCGAGACGUGGGGCAUGGUGUCCAUCUGCCCGUUCCACUGCGUGUGCCGAAACCUGUCCGAGUCGCUCAGCACCCUCUGCGUCAAUAAGGGGCUCCUCUUCGUCCCGCCCGACAUCGACCGCCGCACUGUGGAGCUGCGGCUGGCCGACAACUUCAUCGUAGAGGUGGGCGGGUCCGACUUCGCCAACAUGACGGGGCUGGUGGACCUGACGCUGUCCCGAAACACGCUGCACGCCCUCCGUCCCCUGGCCUUCUCCGACCUGGAGAGCCUCCGCUCCCUGCACCUGGACUCCAACCGGCUGACGGCCGUGGGCCCGCAGGACCUGAGCGGCCUGGUCAACCUGCAGCACCUCAUCCUCAACAACAACCAGCUGACCGACGUGUCGGACGAGGCCUUCCAGGACUUCCUGCUCACCCUGGAGGACCUGGACCUCUCCUACAACAACCUGCGGGAGGCGCCGUGGGAGGCGGUGCAGAACAUGGCCAGCCUGCACACGCUCAACCUGGACCACAACCUGAUCGAGCGCAUCCCCGAGGGCGCCUUCGGCGAGCUCUACAAGCUGGCCCGCCUGGACAUGACCUCCAACCGGCUGCAGACGCUGCCGCCGGACCCCUUGUUCGCCCGCUCGCAGCCCGGGGUCAUCAGCCCCACGCCCUACAACCCGGUGACCAGCCUGAACUUCGGCGGGAACCCGCUGCACUGCAACUGCGAGCUGCUGUGGCUGCGGAGGCUCAUCCGGCCCGACGACAUGGAGACGUGCGCCACGCCCGCACACCUGGCCGGCCGCUACUUCUGGUCGGUCCCCGAGGAGGAGUUCACCUGCGAGCCGCCGCUCAUCGCCCGCCACACCCACCAGCUGUGGGUGCUGGAGGGCCAGCGGGCCACGCUCCGCUGCCGGGCCGUGGGCGACCCCGAGCCGCUGGUGCACUGGGUGUCCCCGGACGACCGCAUCGUGGCCAACUCCAGCCGCAUCUACUCCUACCGCAACGGGACGCUGGACGUGCUGGUGACGCGCGCCCGCGACGACGGCACCUACACCUGCAUCGCCAUCAACGCGGCCGGCGAGGCCACCGCCCCCGUGGACCUCCGCAUCAUCCCGCUGCCCCACCGGGGGAACAGGACCGCCCCCCUCGCCCAGAACCGCGACACGGGCCCCUCUGACAUCAGCGCUGGGAAAGGCGGGGGCCGGGAGGGUGCCGGGAACGCCACCGGGGGAGGGGGCGACGGAGGGGCUGGGGGCGAGCGCAGGGUGGGGAUCAGGGGGAUCACUGCCACCACUGCGGACGUGCACUGGCACGUGGGCGCCGCCUCCCUGGAUUACCUGCCCUGGAUGUACCAGAUCCAGUACAACAGCACUGCCGACGAGACACUCAUGUACAGAAUCCUGCCUUCCACCAGCGACAGCUUCCGGCUCAGGAACCUGGUGUCGGGCGCGGACUACACCCUCUGCGUGCUGGCUGUGUUCGACGACGGGAUCACCUCGCUGUCCGCCACCAAGGUUCUGGGCUGCGCACAGUUCAGCACCAAGGACGACUUCCCCAAGUGCCGCUCGCUGCAGGCGCACUUCCUGGGCGGGACCCUGAGCGUGCUGGUGGGCGGGGCUGUGGUGGUGACGCUGCUGGUGUUCACCGUGGCCGCCAUGGUGCGGCACCACCGGGCCUGCGGUCACCACGACGACGGCGGCAGCGCCGGUGGGGACGAGUCCGGGCAGGCGGGCUCCUCGCUGUCCGCUAAGGCAACGAGCGUGUACUCACAGACCAACGGCGAUGGCGCCAUGAUGAUGGUGGUGCUGCCUAAUGUGACCCAGCUGCCCCCCAAACCUAAAAGCAAACACAAAUCCAAAGCCCCGCCCAAACCCAAGAACCUCACAGAGCCGUACGGGGGCGGGGCUGGGGGCGGAGAUGGGGGCGGGACCAGCCUCACCAUGGCUGUGCCAGAGAAACGGUUCCCACCCUUCACUCCGGAGAGCGAGCGUGUGACCCUGUACUACACCCCUGCCCACACCUCCGCCACCCUGCCCUACAGACUGUCCCGGGCCGGUAAGACCAAACCGCGACGUCCCGGGGUGGUGAGCCAAGGUGCGAGCAAGGAGGAUGCGACAGACACGGGAGGGGCCUGCCCUGAACCCAGAACCCUGCGCGCCAAGCGCAGCUGCUCCUUUGACAUGGGCGAGGUCGCCACGACGACCUGCUACAGCUACGCUAAGCGGCUAAGUGUGAUCUGGACGAGGCGGAGCCAGUCGCUGCAUGGCAUGCUGGUUCAGUGUGCCUCGGCCGCCAGCACAUCCAGCAGCGGCAGUGACCACCACACGCAUGCGCUCACACGCGGCUACCUGCAUGCCUAUGGCGGCUCCGACUCCGGAUCCAGCGCAAUCACCAACGGUGAGGAGCUGGAGGAGAGCGUGGUGUAGGAGGGGCCGAACCGAGGCAUGGAGAAACAAGCAAAGAAAGGGAGAGCGAGAGAGAAAGAGAGCGAGAAAGAGAGAGGGAAGAGAAAGGGA